AAGGGUGGUUCUGGGAUUUGUAUUCAAAGUAAAUUAUAUACAUAAGUAGAAGAAGAAAAAUGACAAAGUGGAAGAAGAAGCAAAAGUCUCAUAUUACGGAAAAUAGCACGAAUAAACUCAAACCAAGAAAUAAAAAGAGCAUGGUAAACAAAUCAAAAUGGAAAACUAAAUCUAACUCUAAGGAGAAAAGUAACAGACUGGAUGGGAAAUUAAACAAAAAUGAGAAGAAAACAUUCAGUAAAAAACGCUCUCACGGUGAAGAGGAGGAGGAUAUAGAAGUUGUUGGCAAUAAACAGCAGAAACAAAUUCAUGUUCAGGAUGAGGAAAGCUCCGAAUCAGAUUCAGAGUUGGAAAUGCAAGACACUAGGAAAUGGAUGACAGAACAGAACAGAAAAAAGAAGAAGUCUGGAGGAUUUCAGUCAAUGGGUCUGUCCCACUCAGUUUACAAGGGUAUUAUGAGAAAGGGGUACAAAAUACCGACCCCUAUACAGAGAAAGACUAUUCCAUUAAUCAUGGAGGGGAAAGAUGUGGUUGCCAUGGCUAGAACAGGAAGUGGAAAAACUGCAGCCUUCCUAAUUCCGAUGUUUGAGAAACUCAAAAUCCACACAGCAAAAUCAGGAGCCCGAGCUCUCAUAUUAUCCCCAACCAGAGAAUUAGCACUACAGACUCUAAAAUUUACAAAAGAGCUAGGGAAAUACACAGGACUGAGGGCCGCUGUGGUUCUUGGAGGAGAUAAGAUGGAUGACCAGUUUGCUGCACUGCAUGAAAAUCCUGAUAUAGUCAUAGCCACACCUGGUCGUCUGUUACAUGUUUUGGUUGAGAUGGAGAAGAAACUCAAGUCUGUGGAGUAUGUGGUAUUUGAUGAAGCAGACAGGUUGUUUGAGAUGGGCUUUCAGGAACAGCUGAAUGAGAUCAUCCACAGACUACCAGAGUCCAGACAAACAGUGUUGUUCUCGGCUACAUUACCUAAGCUACUGGUAGAGUUUGCUAAAGCUGGCCUUCAUGAUCCCACACUACUCAGACUAGAUGUAGAAACCAAACUCAGUGAGCAGCUAAAGCAAUCUUUCUUCCGCUGUCGUGAAGAGGAUAAACCAGCGAUACUGUUGUACAUACUUAAACAUCUCAUCGACCCAGAGCAACAGUCUGUUGUAUUUGCUGCAACCAAACAUCAUGUGGAGUACCUACAUAUGAUUUUGUCCUGUGCUGGAAUUAGUUCCACCUAUAUAUACAGCUCAUUAGAUCCUGCUGCUCGUAAAAUCAAUGUGGCCAAGUUCCAGCAUAAAAAGGUAAAGGUCCUUAUUGUGACUGACCUUGCGGCUAGAGGGAUUGACAUACCACUACUGGACAAUGUCAUCAAUGUGAACUUCCCUGCUAAAUCUAAGCUGUUUGUGCAUAGAGUGGGAAGAGUAGCCAGGGCUGGCAGGGAGGGUUACGCUUUCUCUCUUGUGGCUCAGGAUGAAGUCCCAUUUCUUCUGGACUUGUUUGUUUUCCUAGGGAGGUCACUGAUUCUAGCAUCCUCACACAAAAUCUUAACAGAUAAGGAUGGUGUACUGGGAGAUGUUCCACAACUGGUUAUUGAUGAAAUGGAGGAACAACUGAGACUUUGGCACACUGAUCAAAUUGAUUUGGUAAAUAUGAAGAAGGUCAUUGGAAAUGCCUUGAAGAAGUACCUGAAGUCACGCCCUUUGCCGGCAAAGGAGUCAAUCAAACGAUAUAAACAGAUUCUUCAGGCCUCUGGCAGCAUAGGAAUACACCCUGUGUUUGCAUCUGAAUACAGCACAGAGGAACAGGAGAGAAACAGUCUACUGAAUGCUCUCAAGUCUUACAAGGGACACACUACAAUUUUUGAGACCAAUACAUCAUCCAAGAACAGAGGCUUUGAUGUGAUGAAGCAGAAGAGAGCCUUUCAUCAGACAACCAUUCAUAAAAGAAAUGAGCAGAUGUCAGAAUCCAUGGAGAUGGAAGCAGACGACAGUGAUGGAGCAGAGUCAGAGCAAGAGAUGGCAGAUGAGGACAAUGUACAGGAAACAUUCCAAACUGUCAUAGGAGGGAAACGAAAGGCCAGCAACAGGGUGUUUGAUCCUGAGAGAAAAAAGAAACAUAAAAGAGAAAACAUAAGAGAUGAAGAAAAUUACUUGCAUUAUCGUCCCAAAGAUUUUCAGUCUGAGCUUGGAUUGAGUCUGGGAACUUCUUUUGACAAGGAGGCAUCAGGAGCCAUGUUAGAUUUGUGUGACGAGAUUAACAAAGCCAAAACUACAGCUCCUACAAGAUGGGAUAGAAAGAAGAAGAAAUUUGUCAGCACUAAUGAACAGGCAGCAAACAAGAAGAAGAUCAGAACAGAGAGUGGGGCGCUAAUAUCAGCCUCGUACAAAUCUCGGGCUUACAAAGACUGGCUAAAUAGAAACAAAAUGGCUACAGCUAAUGAGAGUGGAGAUGAAGAGGAAGAAAUUAGCAAUAAGAAGGGGGAACCAGACAACAGCUACAGGUUAAAGGUCAUAGGAACCAAGCGAAGAAACUGGCAUACAAAAGUCAAAGAAGAUAACAACAAGAAAGGAAAUCGAGGAGAGUUGAAGCACCCAGAGCAAAUCCUCAAACAGCGAAAGCUGAAAGCCAAAAAACAAGCAUUUCAGAAAAACCGACACAAACAAAAACAGUCUCGCAGAAACUUCAAAGCUCAGAGAGCUAAAAAGAAACAUUGAGAGCAAGCAUUAUUUGUGUUUUGUUGUUAUCGUAUUAAAAGUUUGGCAUAC
This is a messenger RNA of Saccostrea echinata, 2750 nucleotides long. Its product is annotated as ATP-dependent RNA helicase DDX54-like. Gene Ontology annotation, molecular function: RNA binding; ATP binding; RNA helicase activity. Gene Ontology annotation, cellular component: nucleus. The transcript is spliced from 20 exons. The coding region runs from base 60 to 2699 and encodes 879 amino acids. Lineage: Eukaryota; Metazoa; Mollusca; Bivalvia; Ostreida; Ostreidae. The record is from RefSeq and is a predicted model, not a curated record.